AAACCGAACAUUUAAGCCCAAAUCUCAAAUAGAGAGACUGGCGACGGUGAACUCAAGUGGCUGAGAACUGAGCUGCGAGAACGGCUUCUCAUCUCAGGGAAGAAAGUGAAGAUGAAGCUAAAGGUUGUGUGUCGUAAGGUCUCCGAUUACAUCCGUUACGAUCUCAAAGAAAUCGUGUUACCGUCAUCACUCCCCGAUCCUCCUCACGUCGUAAAACGCCGCAAAUUGACUUGGCACGAGCGAUUUCUCGUGUUGAAGGAAGCUUCAAGGCUUUAUGCUGCAAGCUGGGUGCGAGAUAUAGGUCCUGAGCUUCGUCCAAACGAUUACAAGAAGCAUGGUGAUGCAGAGCCUAAAAAACAAGCCCAAGAAACAGAGAAAGAGCCUUCUGUUUUGGAAGAUCUUGCGGUAGCUGCAAGAGGUGGCAUGGAGACUUUAAGGCCUGCUUUACAUCGUGUGUACAUGACACGAGCUUCUCAAUAUAAAGAUGCUCUUGCAAGCUUUAUAAAAGGUUACCAUGAGGGUGUCCAGCAAGUUAUGCAGAGCAAAGAAGAGUCUGAAGUCCCUGCCGAUGAUUCUGACAAAUCUAAAAAGACUACCUGACCUUUAGUUAGCUCCAAAUGUAGGAUUUACGAAGAAUAUUGGUUUAAGCCACUCACCAUCUAACUGUUACCUCAUGGAUUCAAGUUCUGCAAAUCUUUUUCUAUCAAGUUCUAAAAAAUCUGUGGUGAUGGUAAUAUAAAAAUACUCUUCUUUUUUUCCUUCUCGGAUGUAUUCUGUAUAUUUGUUUUGAUUUUUAACGUUGGGUAUACUAUAUCUGUUUAUUGGGUCUAUUUUAAGCUAAUAAAAAAUGAGAAACAA
Molecule: messenger RNA, 858 nt
Organism: Eutrema salsugineum
Lineage: Eukaryota; Viridiplantae; Streptophyta; Magnoliopsida; Brassicales; Brassicaceae
Exons: 3
Coding region: 112-600 (162 amino acids)
Source: RefSeq, a predicted model, not a curated record